This is a messenger RNA of Ambispora gerdemannii, 750 nucleotides long. The record is from the annotation of a GenBank genome assembly. NCBI's taxonomy places the organism in Eukaryota, Fungi, Glomeromycota, Glomeromycetes, Archaeosporales, Ambisporaceae.
AUGGCACGAAGAUAUGAUACACGAACUACAAUCUUCUCACCUGAAGGGCGACUUUAUCAGGUUGAGUAUGCAAUGGAAGCAAUUUCCCAAGCUGGUACUGCAUUAGGUAUUCUUGCCAAAGACGGUAUUGUUAUUGUAGCUGAAAAGAAGGUUACCUCGAAAUUAUUGGAAUCAACAACUACUAGCGAAAAGGUUUAUUUGUUGAACGAUAAUGUUAUAUGUGGAGUUGCAGGCAUGACAGCUGAUGCCAACAUUCUCAUAAACUAUUCACGUCAAGUGGCUCAGCAAUAUCUGCUCUCAUACGGUGAAGAUAUUCCAGUUGAGCAGCUUGUACAAAGAUUAUGCGAUCUUAAACAAGGAUAUACCCAAUACGGAGGUCUUCGUCCAUACGGUGUAUCAUUUAUUUACGCUGGUUACGAUUCGCACCACCAAUUUCAACUUUAUCACUCAGAUCCAUCCGGUAAUUAUGGUGGAUGGAAAGCAACGUGUAUUGGCGCGAAUAAUGCUUCCGCCCAAUCGCUAUUAAAGCAAGAUUACAAGGAUGAGAUUACGCUUCAUGAGUCUAAACUAUUGGCGCUUAAAGUGUUAAGUAAAACUAUGGAUACUACAACAUUGACCAGCGAUAAAUUGGAAUUCGCGACACUUCAUUUGAAUGCGGAGGGAAAAGUUGUGCAUCAGUUUUAUAAAUCUGAAGAAAUUGAUGUGCUUAUAAAAGAACACAAUGAAAAAAAGAGCAACGAGGAGGAUUGA